This is a messenger RNA of Monodelphis domestica (gray short-tailed opossum), 841 nucleotides long. RefSeq names its product trichosurin-like. The record is from RefSeq and is a predicted model, not a curated record. NCBI's taxonomy places the organism in Eukaryota, Metazoa, Chordata, Mammalia, Didelphimorphia, Didelphidae. Gene Ontology annotation, molecular function: small molecule binding.
GGGGGAGUCCAGAGCAUUCACUGGAACCAUUCUUAUUCCUCUAGCUGCUCCUAAAGCCACAAAGACACAUAUAGGGAAGAUGAAGCUUCUGCUGCUGAGUCUGGCCCUGGUCUAUGGCAUCCAGACUCACCAUACCUGCUCUGAGGAGCAGCAACCAGAUCUCACAGGAACCUGGUAUACUGUUUCAUUGGCCUCAAAUGACACAGCUAAGAUUGAGGAAGGUGGUCCCUUAAGGAUUUUUGUCCACAAACUCAUUUUGGAGAAUGGAAACCUGCGUGCAAUCUUCUUCAAAAGAGAAAAUGGAAAAUGCACUCAAUUUUCUGUGUCUGCUAACCCAGUAGAAGAAGAUGGUCAGAUGAAGGUGGAAUAUUCAGGAAGUAAUGAUGUCUACCUUCAAAGUUUCAAAGAGGAUGAAUAUGCCAUAUUUAUGUUGUAUAACCACAAUAAUAACAAGGUGACUCUUUGGGGAGAACUCUUUGGUCGUACUCCAAACCUGAGUGAGGAUAUAAAGAAGAAAUUUGAGGAAACUUGUAUAAAAUUAGGACUUAAAAGGGAACACAUUUUAGAUGUAUCUGAAACUGAUCAGUGCCAGGAACUUGAACAAUAAGAGAACCCACUCUGGCACACAGGAAUUCUCAGGAUAUAACAUCUUUGUCUUUUUGGGGAUCCAAUCUUCUUCCUCCAAAGAUUAAUUAACAUGGAUAAUGGAAAUAUCUGUAUUCUUCAAGGAGAUCUGACCUCCCCCCCAGUGUUCCCCCAUCUCCUGCUCUGCCUCCUUUCAGGGAGAACCUCUUGGGGGAGACUUUCCUAUGAAUAUCAAAUAAAUUAUUUUCUUUGUGCA